This is a messenger RNA of Pipistrellus kuhlii (Kuhl's pipistrelle), 2050 nucleotides long. It is a transcript of the gene ADA, whose product is annotated as adenosine deaminase. Bases 132 to 1217 code for a protein of 361 amino acids. The transcript is spliced from 12 exons. Lineage: Eukaryota; Metazoa; Chordata; Mammalia; Chiroptera; Vespertilionidae. Gene Ontology annotation, biological process: inosine biosynthetic process; T cell activation; hypoxanthine salvage. Gene Ontology annotation, molecular function: adenosine deaminase activity. The record is from RefSeq and is a predicted model, not a curated record. Gene Ontology annotation, cellular component: cytosol; external side of plasma membrane.
CCGUUAAGAAGGGCGAGGCGGGCGGCCCUUGCUUCGGAGUCCCGGGAAACGAACCGGCCUCCUGUUCAGCCCUCCACCGGACCGCGGGAUCCAGCGGAGGAAGCAGCGGCGCGGGGCGCACGCUUGGCACCAUGACCCAGACACCCUCCUUCGACAAGCCCAAAGUAGAGUUGCAUGUCCACCUGGAUGGAUCGUUUAAGCCUGAAACGAUCUUAUACUACGGCAGGAAGAGAGGCAUCCCCCUCCCUGCUAACACAGCUGAGGAGCUGAAGAACAUCAUUGGCAUGGACAAGCCACUCACCCUCCCGUGCUUCCUGGCCAAGUUCAACUACUACAUGCCUGUCAUCGCGGGCUGCCGGGAGGCCAUCAAAAGGGUCGCCUAUGAGUUCGUUGAGAUGAAGGCCAAGGAGGGCGUGGCGUACGUGGAGGUGCGUUACAGCCCGCACCUGCUGGCCAACGACAAAGUGGAGCCGAUCCCCUGGAACCAGGCGAAAGGGGACAUCAGCCCGGACGAGGUGGUGCACCUAGUGAACCAGGGCCUGCAGGAGGGAGAGCGAGACUUCAAGGUGAAGGUGCGGUCCAUCCUCUGCUGCAUGCGCCACGAGCCCAACUGGUCCCCCGAGGUGGUGGAGCUGUGUAAGAAGUACAGGCACCAGACUGUGGUGGGCAUCGAUCUGGCUGGGGAUGAGACCAUCGUAGGGAGCAGCCUCUUCUCUGGACACCUGAAGGCCUACGAGGAGGCUGUGAAGAACGGCAUUCACCGCACAGUCCACGCCGGGGAGGUUGGCUCCGCAGAGGUGGUGCAAGAGGCUGUGGACAGGCUCCAUACGGAGCGGGUGGGGCACGGCUACCACACCGUGGAGGACGAGGCCCUGUACAAGAGGCUGCUGGAGAGGAACAUGCACUUCGAGGUGUGCCCCUGGUCCAGCUACCUCACGGGCGCCUGGAACCCGAACACGGAGCACGCCGUCGUCCGAUUCAAGAGGGACAAGGCUAACUACUCACUAAACACGGAUGACCCGCUCAUCUUCAAGUCCACCCUGGAAACUGACUACAAGAUGACCAAAGAGAAGAUGGGCUUUACCGAAGAAGAGUUUAAGAGACUGAAUAUCAAUGCGGCCAAGUCCAGUUUCCUCCCAGAAGGUGAAAAGAAGGAGCUACUGAAUCUGCUCUAUAAAGCCUAUGGGAUACCACCUGCAGCAGAGCGGCAGCCGUGAAGGCGUUUUGGCCGCCGCCCCCCCGAGCCGCGCCCCAUGGAUGGAGACUUCUUAGCUCUGGGGGCCGAGUGAGCCACCUUUCCUCCUCGGGGAAGACCAUGAUUUCCAUAGUCGGCACUGCUGCUACCUGAAGCCUGUGUGCCCCCGCCGACCACAGCGUGGCAUGAUCAAGCCCCUCCUCUGGUGAAGCCCUCCUCCUCUGGUGAUUUAUGUGGAAAAGCUGGUGUUCAAUAAAGUAGCCAAGGGCUGGUGUUGGGCAGCACGUGAUGCGUGGUCUUGGGCGGGACCAGUGGGUGGGGUGAGAGAGGAGCGGCUAGGGCAGCCUGUCCAGUGGCGGCUGUGACUGGGCAGCCAGAGCUCCCGUGCUGGGGGAGGCCCUCGCCUGCCCUCCCUCCCGAAGCAGCCAGGCUUCUCCCGAGGAGUCCUCUGCUUACAGGCUCCCUGGACUCUCAGCCCCUCCCGUUCCAGGUUUUAAGGGGAAACCUUCCUUUUGGGUUCCUGAAGCUGGACGGGUGAGAGGGAAGAAGGUCCUCGGACACCAGCUUCUGCUCAGGCAUUUUCUUACUGUGGCAGCAAUGGACCACAGCCAGCUGUGGACGUGGCCGAGCCCCUGCUUGUGCUGUUUAACGGAGAAGAAAGAAUCUUAAACCAGUCACACAAAUCACCAGCGUUUAUUUCCUGGGUCCCAGGUGUUAUUUAUCUUGGUAGAAAGGAAGGACAGAGUUGAUCAGGUAGUUUUGAGCAUGAAAAUCCCUUCCCUAAAACUGGAUCUGUAAAGCUCCAGGAGGGAACCUCAGAGCUGCGUAGAUGCGCGGAAUUUAGAUUAAAAUGGC